UCUGCCGAGCGACUGGCGCCGGGCGACCGAGGACGCGCCGUGGCGCAGGGCUCCUGGGGGAUGUCGCGGGGCCGGCGCUGCGCCAGGAGGAGCUCGAGCCGAGGCACCCGCAGUGCUUCCACGCUGCGUGGAGCCAUCCAGACGCGAGGGUGGGUGCCCCCUCCCCCGCGGGCACCGGGCUCUUGGCAGACGCGACGUGCCCUGUUUGAUGAAUGAGCCUUCCCGGUUGGGACGCCUGGCACGCCCUGUCCGUUGCCGGCCUCGGACGCGGAGACGCCCUGGCUCUUCCCAAGCCCGGGCGCGCGGAGCAGGUCCUGCGGUGCCCGCUUCGUCGCUCCCCCCCGGAGGUACCUGAUUGCUCCUCUGAUCCUACUUUCCUCUUUGCAGCCGGCUCUGACUCCUGCCGCGCUUAGCUAGCUGCGUUUUUCCCUUCCUCCCAGGAAGAUCAGCCUCCGGCCGGCCCAGAUAGGAAAAGGAGGUCUGCGUGAAGACCCAGGUAGUUCUAGCACAGGAUGAAGCUUGAGGAGCUGUGACCACGCUGGAUGUUGAGUGAACUGCCGUCUCUCGUCAAGGAUGGCUGCCGUGGGGUUGUUCCUUGUCUGGAGCGUGCUCUUACCUGCGUUACUCCUGGCUUUGUACCUCCCCACUCCGGAGAACUCUACCUGGCACUUGUCUUUGAAUUCUGCCCCAGAGCUUUCUCUGCUGGAAGUUUCCUCCAAAAUGUCUCUUCGGAGAGCACUACCAGCCAUUCCUCAUUCAGAUUCUUCUGCCCAUGAGUUCUCCAGUGGAGAUGGGGAAUUGAAGAAUGAGAACAGACGAGGUGCCAGUCCAACUGGCCACCCUGGAGCUGCAAUAUCCAUGAUGCAGUUUGAGCUUCCUGAAAAGGGGGCACCAGCCAGUUCUUCUGGUGGACUUUUAGCUCCCCACUUGACUGAGGAGAGUCUUGUUCUGCCAACAGAAGGCUUUUCCAGAGUUCAGGGAGAAGUUGAGGAUACUGGCAGUAUAACUUUGGAACAAAGUCCAGAACAGGGGAAGAAAGAGUUCUCCCUUCCUUCUUCUGGCAUGUCAAAUAUAAACAUGUCCACCUUGGUGGUGGCCUCUCUUCCCACUUCACCCAGGUUACAGGCCUCAGAAUUACUUGUCUCCCAGGAGGAGAUCUUGCCCAGCAUCCACCAGGCAGGGUUCAAACAUGGCCUCCCAGCAACUACUUUAAGCCCCAGGCCCACAGUGUCCACCAUUCCCUUGGCAACAUUCCCUGUUACCAGAUCCCAUGUCAGAUGGGAGGCAGCUGAGGGUACCAAACCUAAGGAUAAUACUUUAAGGGGAUGGCCGGGAAACAAAGUGCCAGAGCAGGAGCUGCUGGGCCAGAAUCCAACCACAGCAAAAUAUUUGGCUUCAUACAGGAGUAGACAGGUCUACAGUGGCCUCCCAGGCCAGGAGGAGCUCUCUACGUCUCCUCUUAGGCAUGUGACUCAGGGAGAUACUCAGAAUCUCCCUGGGCAAGACAGGGACAUACUAUCAAUGACUUCCACCUCCCAGGAAGGUAUAGUUACCCCACUGAUUGGGAAGGGGCAGAACUUUGCCCAUGCCCCAGCAAGCUCCCAUCCACCAAUUUCAGAUGACCACUUCCCUGUCUCUUUCACCCCUACACUGUCCGAAGAACCCAAUCCUCAUCUAAGGAGCACCCACUGGAAUCUGAUCCCUGAUACCACCCAGCAGCCAAGACUUUGGGACAUGGAUGGAAUGGGAAAGACCAUCUUCCAUAGCAGCUCUGCUACCCCAGGGAUUGGAGAAAUGCAUGACAUUGCAGAGCCCCAACGGGUCAGGGGAGCAGUGAACCCCAAAGUCUCUCUCCCAUAUUUUGGCUCCUCUACCCCUGGGCAGAGCCCCUCAAAAGUGCAGGAUGAUCCAGGAACCAAGCACUCAGGUGCAGCUUGGAAGCAUCCCUCUGGGCAGAGCAGCACCGGGGUGUCCACUACAUCUGCCCGUGUCCUGGCUACCCCUCGCCGUGGGUUAAUCCAAGUCACCACGCAAAGAGUCAUGCAGCAUCCCCAGCUGCCUAAGCCGGAUCCCAGCCGGCCCGCCAGGCCCCCUGCUUCCAGCCCACCUUGCCCCGGCCUUGGAAACACCUGCCACCAGCUGCUGCCCAACCAGACCCUGCUGCGCUGGGGGGAACUUGAGCACACGCUGAGUUUUGCCUGGGGCCUGCAUGUCUACGGCUCCGGGGUGCUCUUUCUGCUGCUAAGCCUGUUGAGUUUGGCAUGCCUGGGGGGAUCCCUUUCCGUGCACGGGUGGCACCUCCCCCAUGUCCUAGCUGCCAGUGCCCUGCUCCUGGCGUUUGGGGUGCUGCGGACCACGUUCUUUCUGGCUGACCCCUAUGGCUCCCGGGGCCAGCUGCCUGCCCGUGCCGUGCGGCUGCUCUACACGGUACCCUUCCCUCUGCUGCUGAGCACCUUCAUGGUGCUUCUGCUCCGCCUGCUUCAUCAGGCCCGCCUGCAGGUCUUGCCGCCCAGGUGGCAGAGCUUGCCACUCUGGGCUGCGCUGAGUUCCCUACACAGCAUCAUUCUCCUGGGGGCUGACUUGCUCUCCCCGCCAGUGCACUUGGCUGUGCCCGUGGGGCUCCACACCCUUUCCUGCACUGCCGGUCUCUGCCUCCUGCCAGCCACCGUGUUUGUGUACUGGCUGCUGCGGCACAGCCGGGGGAUGGAGGGCACCUUGGAGCCGGGUUUGUGGCGCGAGGCCUGGGUGCUGCUGGCAAGCAGUGGGUUGGCUCUGCCAUGCUGCGGCCUGCAGUUCUACGGGGUGCUGUGGCUCUCGGGGUCACUGGGGCAGCCGGAUGUUUUCACCUGGGGCUGGUGGUUUGUGCAGUUCUGGUUCCGGAUUGGUGAACUGGCGCUCUCCUUUAUCCUGGCCUUGCUGGCUUGGCAGGCGCUUUGCCAGCACCGCGGCGCCACCGAGCACUCUUGCUGGGCCAAGCUCCUGAGCUACUUCUGCGCCUACCGCAAGGCUGAAGUGCCGGAGUACCCCAACAAUUGCUACGACUGGCCUGGCGGGGUCCUGGAGAAGGUGCCCAGUCACAACCUCAAUAAUAACUUGAUCCGGAACUCCCCCGGCGGUGGCGGCGGUGGCAGCCUCCUCUGGGCUCUGAAGGACAGCAACGAGCUGCGGGCGGGAGCCGGCCAAGGCUCCAGCCCCCCGCCGCGGCGCGCGGGCUACGGCCCCAAGUGCCCCAAUGUGGCCGCGGCAGCCAUGGGCCGCUCCUAUACCAGCAUCUGCUUCGAGCGGGAGUCGGUCCUCUCGCUGGCCGAGCUGGAGUUCCGGCCUCCCUCGCCCAUCAACCUGAGCCGCAGCAUCGACGAGGCGCUCUUCCGCGAGCACCUGGUGCGCGAGUCCAUCUUCCUGCGCUCCAGCCUGCGCUUCCCGGCGCGCCAGGACUCCUGCGCCUCGCUGCGCGGCGACUGCUCCACGCUGUCCCACGCGGCCCAGCCCCUGCUGGCCCAGCCCCGCCGGAGCAGCGAUCCCGACUGCCUGUACAGCUUAGCGCGGACCAGUUCGGCGGGAGAGCCCCUCGGCCACGGCCUGGCCAGCGAGCCCGCGACGGACACCUCCUUGGACAGCUUCUCACGCACCUCCUUCUCCCGGGCCUCCCUGAAGAUCAGCUGGAACCCGUGGCGCCACGGGCUGUCCUCCCCCGAAAGCCUGCCCUCGGAGGAACUGCCCAGCCAGCAGCUCCGCGUGCUGGCGGAGGAUCUCCCUCCGGCGCCGUCCAGCAGCGCACCCAACUCCGAGCGUGAGGCCCGGAAGAGCUUCCUGGCUCUCAGCAAGCAGGUGGAUUCCCGCAGCCUCUCGAGUGACACCAUUGAAUUGUGAGACGGGGCGGGGGCUGAAGGCCUGCCCCCUGUGGGGAAGGAGAAGCCGACUGGGGAGUGGGGCGCAGAGCAGUCCCACUUCCUUUUUAAAAGCCGCGGGGCUUUUGCAGCCCCAGCCGUUCAUGAAUUGGACCCAGAGAAGAUGCCAGGCCUCCCUUGUAACGUCCACCACCUAAUGAAGAGUAAAAGCAGCCAUUCCUGGAAUGUCCACCGCACACCCUACGCUUGCCAGCCUCUCAGUUUUAAGAGCUGCGCUAUAGCAACAGGCAGAUCCCUGGAAACCUCACAGCUUGGAUGCUGAAGGAAGGAGGACAUAACUUGUCUGUGGCACUGAGGCCCUAGAAAGAUGCCCUUCAGGAGAAGGCAGAGUGGGGCAAGCAAGCAUUUGGCGGGGGGGGGGGGGGGCUUUGUAUGCAGAAAUCCCCCUUUAGGACAAUACAGUUGCGUAGACCAGUGUUCCUCAACCUCAUCAACCUUAAGAUGUGUGGACUUCAACUCCCAGAAUUCCCCAGCCAGCAUGCCAACAUCUUAAAAGUUGCUGAGGUUGAGAAAUACUGGCAUAGAAGAUAGUGAUAAUACAGUAACAAGACCGGGAGGAAUUUGGCCCAAGUCCCUGUGGAGCCAAUGUGCCAAUGAAGAGUCCUGAGCUCAGCUGGGAAUGUUCUGACUCGAAGAAGAAGAUAGUUUAACACCCAUUUGUCUUGUGAAUCAUAGAACUGAGGUUUCUGGUUCAGCAUCUGUAGUUCAAAGGGCAGUGAUUCAUUCAGCUGCUUCAUCUUUUUGUUUGGAAAGCUCCUUUUGAAAGUCUCAUGACUGGGACAGAAAAUAUGAACUGCAGAUAAUUGCUUCUUGGCUACCAAAAUAGGUGUGACCUUCCCCCAUUUUGUUGCACAUACAUGGAUACAUACGCCUGGAUAUGUUUCCAGAUGCUACAGGGUUGAUCUUUUUUAAAAAAAAAAAAAAGUUUUCAGAGCCCCUUCUGACAGACUACAGUCUGUGCAUCUUCUAAUCAAUUGAUAUUCUUAUUCCACUAUUUAUUUUUUUAAUCAAAAUCCACACUUGCCUGAAAUUCAAACCUUGAGCUGGAUUCUGGGGGGGUGGAGGAGAAUCAGAGUUGUACACUGGAGUUGAAACUGUAGAGAUAAUGUUUCUUCUAAUAGCACAAAUUGUACUUGCCCAGUAUUAUCUUAUCAGUUCCUGCAGUGGCAGAAGAGAAGAAGGUUCAAGCUGUCCAGAUCUGAAGUUGAACAGAGGCUGCUGAAUGUUAUGUGGUCUAUUUGUGCCAAAAAACAAAAUAAAACUUGCCAGAGGAUGAUACA
Molecule: messenger RNA, 5188 nt
Organism: Python bivittatus (Burmese python)
Lineage: Eukaryota; Metazoa; Chordata; Lepidosauria; Squamata; Pythonidae
Gene: PRRT3
Product: proline rich transmembrane protein 3
Source: RefSeq, a predicted model, not a curated record